Phytomonas sp. Hart1 is the source of this 994-nucleotide messenger RNA. Lineage: Eukaryota; Euglenozoa; Kinetoplastea; Trypanosomatida; Trypanosomatidae. The record is from the annotation of a GenBank genome assembly.
GUAACAUGAACUAAGUGUGGAUGCAGGGCCACACCGAAAACGAUGAGGCUCGAAAGAGCUCAACAAAUGAGCGUCUGGAGCGGCACAUGGCGUGGAAGCGGGACUUCUUCCGCUCCCGCUCCCCACCGCCGGCGAUUGGUCGUCUCCAUCGCCGACAAUCCGGUCAUAUGGGGGGGGCUCCCGUGCACAUCACCUUCCGACGCGCGCGCGAAAUCGCCUCUCACCAGUCCUCACCCCCCGACGCCCCGACGACCCCACCAGAGGACGAGGAGGGGCGCCAUCAGCGGUGGCUUCGGCAGAUGGGAGAGGAGCGCGCCCGCCGGAGUCCUUUUACCGAUCUGCAAAUUCGCUCCAACGCGCAGAAGACGGUGGUUAUGGCCAAUUUGCACCUCGACACCAUCGAGGAGGACGUCCGGCGCUUUGCUGACCAGUUCGGGCGAGUCGUGCAGGUCCGCAUUGUGCGGCACCGCCAGACCGGGAAAAGCCGCCGCUACGCGUUUGUGGAGUUUGGUCUGACAGGGGAGGCCAAGAGGGCAACCACAUAUAGUAAGAAAAAGCGCCUCAAAGGUCGCCCGAUUAUCAUAGACAUGGAGCGCGGCCGCACGGAGGUCGGCUUUCUGCCAAAGCGCUUGGCGGAGGCCGAGAGGUAUGCACACAACGGUACAGGUGGCGACUUUCAUGAAAACCCCCCAUCGCAACCGACAAAGACCAGCGUUUCAGGCCCCUCAACUAUGGUGAAGUCUGUUGAAUCCAACGAGUGCGACGAUGACGAUGCUUUUCUCAACGCUAUAUUAAAUAGCUAAACUGUCUUUUGUUUCCUAUAUAUAUGUUUCGUACGAGUGUGGAUUGGCGUGAAUUUGUUAUCUAACAUACAAAAAAAAAAGAGUAUCCAUUUUAUCAGACAAAGCCCAUGUUAGAUGUCCUUUCAGUACGGUUUUGAAACUUUCCACUUAAAUAAUGUCUGACUAUAAAUUGAUCGGAAUAAUCUAUACCG